Messenger RNA from Mytilinidion resinicola, 458 nucleotides. RefSeq lists its product as uncharacterized. Bases 86 to 403 code for a protein of 105 amino acids. NCBI's taxonomy places the organism in Eukaryota, Fungi, Ascomycota, Dothideomycetes, Mytilinidiales, Mytilinidiaceae. The record is from RefSeq and is a predicted model, not a curated record. The transcript has a single exon.
AUAGUCCAGGUUAUGUAAUUAUAGAGCAUAUCUGUGGCCCAAACCACCAUUUCCAUGGAAGACAAUAGGAUGACGCGGCCGCAGAAUGCAGUUUUCAGUGGAUGCGCAAGAAAGAUAUAUUCUUAUCCUUCAUGGCCAUGCCGACGAUGACGCGCACGACGUUCCCGAGAGAUGGGAAUUCAGCUUGCCGUCAUCGCCGUGGAGAGGGACAUUUGGGACAAUCUCAUACGGUCAUCCAGUGCCUUCGUUUCAGUCUGCCUAUGGCGUAAAAGGUUGGGGAUGUAUAGCACUCUAUGCAAUCCUUGUCUUGCUUGAGGUUCGAAGGCGUAUGAGAGUCCUAUGGAUCAUUUACAUUGGUAGAACUAGGGGAAGAGCUAGUGGUUACUCGACAGAUAUAAGGUAAUUCUGAGAAGAUUUUAGGAAGAAUAAAGUUAAAAUAGGCUGGAGGGAUCGAUUCU